AGACAGCGUUACUGAAAGUAACUAAUGACAUCUUAAGAACCCUUGACAAUCACCAGGAUGUCAUUCUUGUAAUGCUUGAUCUAUCGUCAGCUUUCGAUACCUUAGAUCACGAUAUAUUAUUGGCAAGACUUGAAUCAUAUUUUGGAUUUUCGGAUACAGUAAUAAAAUGGUUUAAAUCAUAUCUCACUGGACGUUCGCAAUCUGUUGUAAUUGGCGAUGUUGUGUCCACAUUAAGACAUCUUGAAUAUGGCGUGCCACAGGGUUCAGUCUUAGGCCCCUUGCUAUUUACACUCUACAUAGCUCCACUCGAAGACGUCAUAUCGAAAUACGACCUGGACUUUAUGUUUUAUGCUGAUGAUUCCGAUCUGUAUGUCGCUAUAAAUCCUAAUAAUCCAUUGACGUCCUAUGAAACGCUUAACGAUUGCAUAAAUGAUGUUAUCUUGUGGAACACCAGAAAUAUGCUACUUUGUAACCCUGGAAAAACUGAAGUUCUUCAUCUCUCAUCUCGGUUUAAAAAACAUCAAAAUCUGCAAGAAAAUCUCUCAUUUGCCAACACUACUGUCCAAGUGUCAGAUAAAGUAGUCAACUUAGGAAUUGUACUUGACAAGAACAUGACUUUAUCCAGCCAUAUAAAUGAGAUGUGUAAGAAAGCCAUUCUAAACAUAAAAUCAAUUGGCCGGAUAAGAAAAUAUCUAUCUAAAGAAGACCUAAAACGACUUGUAAACGCACUGGUAAUUUCUCGUCUUGACUAUGCAAACAGUAUAUUGUAUGGACUCCCCAAGUACGAGCUGGACAAAUUGCAACGAGUCCAGAAUGCAGCAGCCCGGCUAAUUACAGGGAAAAAGAAAUCUGAUCAUAUAACACCCGUACUGAAAGAAUUACAUUGGUUACCGAUUAAAUAUCGAAUAAAUUUUAAAAUAAUUCUCCUAGUUUACAAGUCACUACAUAACCUAGCUCCAGAUUAUCUUCAAAAAAUUAUUGAAGAAAGAUGUCCUACACGUACACUUCGAUCCUCCCGAUGUUCACUGCUUUCCACUCCAAAGAUAUACACCACGACAUAUGGAAAGCGUGCUUUUUCUCAUGUUGCCCCGGAACUUUGGAACUCUUUGCCAGAAUACAUUAAAUCCGCUGAGUCUAUUUUAGAAUUUAAAUCUUUUUUGAAGACUCAUUUGUUUAAGGAGGCAUAUGCUUGCUAACAUUAUAUCUAAUAUAUUAUAUACGAAAAUACUUUGUUCCACUAAAUCUAUUUUAUCUGUAAUAUAAGUUUAAAUUUUAACUAAUAUAUAAUGUAAAUAUAAACUAUUUCAGUAAAUUUAAAUAGUUUUAAGCCAUUGUAAGCGCAUUGAGAUUUUUAAAUGCGCAUAAGAACAUUAUUAUUAUUAUUAUUAUUUAGAUAGGUUAUUCACUGGAAAAUUAUUCUUAUGUAAAUACUAUGUGAAUAUUUAUUUACAUACUAUGUAAAUUAAUUUACAAUAAAUUUACAUAUCAUGUAAAUCUAUAAUUACUGUAAAUACCCUUGUCUUUAAAUUUACAUCUUUGCAAUGAUCAUGUAAAUUUAUAGGCACGGAAACAGAAAGAAGCAAUACGAUGUAAAAUGUCUGUAAAAAGUUAUUAUGUAAAAAUACUGUGAAAAGUUUGGAAAUUACUUGACAUUUUUGAAGCUGGAUAGUGGGAAAACCAUGUAAAUUUCAAACGCCGGCCCGAUAAUAAAAACCAUGGAAAAACCAUGGAAAUUUAUUGAGUAGCAGUCUUCAUAAAGUAUGUCAAUACCAUGUAAAUGAAAAGUGGGAGCCCGAUGACCAAAAACCAUGGAAAUUUAUUGAGUAGCAGUCUUCAUAAAGUAUGUCAAUACCAUGUAAAUGAAAAGUGGGAGCCCGAUGAUAAAAACCAUGGAAAUUUAUGAGUAGCAGUCUUCAUAAAGUAUGUCAAUACCAUGUAAAUGAAAAGUGGGGGCCGAUGAUAAAAACAUGGAAAAACCAUGGAAAUUUAUGAGUAGCAGUCUUCAUAAAGUAACUAUGUCAAUACCAUGUAAAUGAAAAGUGGGGGCCCGAUGAUAAAAACCAUGGAAAAACCAUGGAAAUUUAUGAGUAGCAGUCUUCAUAAAGUAUGUCAAUACCAUGUAAAUGAAAAGUGGGGGCCCGAUGAUAAAAACCAUGGAAAAACCAUGGGAAUUUAUGAGUAGCAGUCUUCAUAAAGAUAGGUUCGCACCAAAUUUGCAAUAGUUGCAAAUUUGAUGCAAAUUUAGUAGUUUGAAUUCGCAACCAUUGCGAAUUCAUCUUGUUUGCAACUCGAUAAAUUCGCUUCACAUUUGCCUACAUCUUUGCAGGCUUGCAAACUUAUUUACUAUAUUUGCAACACAUUUGCCAAUAGCUGCCAAUUUGUGGCAAAUUCUUCAAGCUGGCUUUGUUUAAAUGCCGAUUUUAUUAUUUCCAAGUCAACAUAUAUUAUGAACUAAGACUAAGUCUAAGAUUUCAAAAUUAGUCGGCUUAGAAUUUUAAUCGAAAUACUUUGAAGACUACUUUAUGAUCUGCGAUAUAUACGAGAGAGCUCCUGAUAAAUACGCAUCUAUAUGAAGUAGCUAAUCAUUUCUAUACUGAAAAACUAUAAAAUGUAAGACUUCUCGAGAGUAGAGAGGAGUUGGUUUGUUACCGUAAUUGUUUUGGUAAAACACUCCCGAUAUAUUUUGUUUUUGGAAGCACAGAAAACUGUUCAAUCGUUAAUGUUGGGAUUGAUUUGAUACUGUUGUAUAGUGUGAAUCUCGUGUAUGGAUUAAUACCCAUUUGUACAAAGUCAUAACCAUUGACACCAUCAUUGCAGCCGGAUGCAAGGAAGUUAAGCCGUAUUUUUUGGAACAUAUUUGCAAUAAAUUGGCAUAUGGACUCGCACACUGAAUUAGUAGUAGCAAAUUUAAUGGCAUAUUUACAUCAACUUUGCACAAUGGGCAGAUGUAUUAUAGAAGUCAGUUAAUGCAUUAAUUAAUAGACAUAGCUUUUUACUUGCCCUAAUUUUUCUAUAUUUUCCCGUAACAGCAACAUAUGUAUAGGUCCUAUAGCGCCGAAGCAAGGAUUUAUUGCGUGAGUAAACAACAGUGCAACUGGUACAUAAAUAAUACAUGAAAUGCGCGUGCAUGACUGUUUGGAUGGGACAGUAUACAUAAUAGAGUACAAUAUAUAUACAUUCAGGUUAAAGCAUCCAUGUCCGUGCUACAGAUGUAUUUGAGAAAAUUGUAUUUUCUCCUAUAUUUUUAUCCGAAUGAUCUAGCUAAUUCUAUAUAUAUAUAUACUUUCAUGGUUUUCAAAAUCAAGCAACUGAUUCCUGGCAGCCGAAAUAUAUGAAUUAUCCAAAGUUCUAUAACAAUGCAAAGAACAGACGUGAAGUCUAGAUAAUUAUCAAUACUCGAUAAUGGCUUGAAGACUUAUGCUGUCUAUAAUACCAUACAAAAUGAAUCAGUAUGAUGGGAUAAUUACAAUGUAGUUUAGUAAUAUUUGACACCAAAUUGACAGUAAAUUGGCAUACAUGCACCUUGGCAUAUUGAAGUAUACAUAUAGCAAAUUCGAUACUAAAUUUGCCCCAAAUUCGCAUAUAGCGCAAAUUUAUCGCAUAUAUAUUUGUCUUUAAUUCAAUAUGCUAGUUUUUUUUCAUCUUUUUCCACUAUCAGAUACUUUGUAAACGCAGUAUGAAACUAUAGCUGAUACCCCAGCGUGUCACAGGUGGAACUUGACUUCAUAUAUAUCAAGAUGCUGAAACAGUGAAACAAACAAUCUUGAAAAACAUUUAUUCAAUGAUUAAGAGUUGAUUUCAACCGACUGGGCAGUUUUGCUGAAAUAGUCAAAACUUAAUUGUUUGCAAGCAUACUUGCUUGAUACUAGGAAUAUUAAGCUAAAUUAGGGCAAAAAAUGCGUGGACGUUCAAGACGGCAAAAAGCCGUAGAUUUUUUUUGCUAUUUAAUAAUAUGGCAAUUGCUAUAUAGUUAUCGAAGCAAGAAAGAAAAUGUGAAGAUAGUUGCACAAAGCUACAAACAAGUGAAUAUAGUACCAUCAGUCACUACCAUAUUACUGAUCACCCAAACCUCUCAUCACCCUAAUCGUCUUCCGCCCGCAACUGCAGGCUAGAUGUUCUUUGGCGGGAAAAUUGACCAAUCACGUAGCCAUAUUUAUCUUCGAAGCCGCAAAGUCAGAACAAAAAUAUUUUUUGACAACAAACUGCAAGCUUUUGUCACUCAGAAAAAUGCACCAAAACAUAUUAUUUUAGUGCCGAUGGGACGAAAUAGAGCACCUUAAGGGAAAAUGUGGAGUAUAUGCUGCCUUUUCUGAAAGACAUACAACGAUUAAAGCUUAAAAUGAAAGGAAAUACGACGUUUGAUUUGAGCAAAAUAUCCGGUGAAACAACAAAAUGGCUUUUUAUUUCUCCACCAAAAAGGCUUUAUUUCACAGCUGGAUCAACAAUGAAAGUUGAAUUUGGACACUCAAAACAAGGUUAGUAGAUUUUACUUCAUAUCUAGUCGGUUAGAUUUUAUUUUAGAAUGUUUUUCAGAUCCCUCUUGAGCUUUUACCGAGCUUUUGACUUUUAUGUUUUCCCGAAUUUUGACCACAGAUAUUCAUUUGACAGUUCUAAUUUGCAAUUAUUUAACGUUGUCCUCGUAUGUCUAGAUAUAUUUUAAAUUAACUUUAACUCUAAUAUUCAGGAUAGCAUAUAUAUUUCGCUUAUUGCUCAAGUUGCCAAGCUAGCAUAACUACAAGAAACAAGGCCAGAGUUUCCUUUUUAUUGUUUUUACUUUGUAUGCCUUGCUUGAAGGCCUAUUUGCCCACUAUUUUGACUUAUUUUGUUGUUUAAUUUACUAUUUUCUUACUAGUAUCAAGCUUUACGAUUCUUGAUUUGAACCACAAGUUAGUUAUUAAGAAUUGAAUGUGAUUUAAAUUGAAAUAUUGGAUCUAUCAAUUAAGCUUGGGUAUUUAUAAAGCUGUCAAAGCAAAAGGCAAAGCCAGUUGGCAGGUGGGGGAGGGGGCCAGAAGCUCCUUGUUGGGGUUUGGCUCCCUUAAUAUUCUGACUCAAGGCUUACCUAACCAGAUAAGCCAUCUUCCCCUUGUUAAAUUAAUCAGAAACUGACCUCUAUUUAUCAAAUUUUCAUUGCUUAUUAAGCCUUGUUGUUUAGUUUGCUUAUUCGACAAUUAUUAUAUAUGAUAUGAUCUGAAUUAAGUUUAAGACCAUUAAUAAAAUUUGGAAACCCCAACGGUCUAUAGCAAGUUAUAAAAAUAAAUGAGGCACUAGCAUGGAAAAAGAUGUUAUAUUCUAUUUGAUACAAAUAAAUGCCAAUAAAAAUCAUAAUAAUUAAUAAUGAUGGUUCACUGAUGGCUGUAGUAUUAAAUCAUGAUCAUGACACAUAGACCAUUUAUACUAGUUGUUAUAGUUCAAACAUUAUACUUGAUUAACUUGAAACAACUGCCACUGCAUAUCUUGUGGUAUUAUCAACAUUUUAAAUAAUUCUGAAAAAUUAGCAUGUCAAUGAAAAAUUAGCAUGUCAAUCCACAGGGGGCAGAAAAGUACGAUUGUGUUUAUUUAAAAUACCUUGUCAUCAGCCAAUAUAUCGCAUAUUUCAUCCAGGUUUCAUCACGAUGAAAAUUAUGUUGAUUUUCGAUAAUAUCAUGCCAACUACUUUAUGUAAUUCAAACAUUGUAUUACAAGGACUGACCAUAGUAGCGUGGGCUCAUACUGGAACGAUUGACUUUGCUUACACGUACAAAUAAUAGAAAGGGAUGAAACCCCCGAUCGUGAAAUAUUUCGAAUGAAUAUAACUGGCGUGUUUCUGAACCAAAACCUUUUAUUUUUUGUGUACAGUUUAGAUAUGAUACCCUCAGGAUACCUGUCUUCGAAUGGAUAUAACUGGCGUGUUUCUGAACCAAAACCUUUUAUUUUUUGUGUACAGUUUAGAUAUGAUACCCUCAGGAUACCUGUCCAAGGAAAUUUUAAGAAACGGCUAUUAAACCGAAAUUUUUGGGACUACAAUUUUGGCUUAUUUUGUUUCAAUGUGCACCGCAACAACUGGUGACGGAAGUUAAUUCGACAUUGUAACCGGAAGUAGAACGAAAGUUGAAGGAAAAUUGACCUUUCAUCUUCCAUGACCUUUUAAUCGAAUUAACGGUUAAUAAUUUGAAUAUAAACAACUGACAAAUUUAAAAAAAUAUUGCAAAAUUCAAACUCAAUUACUCAAAUAUGGAACGUUUUGUCACUAUUAAAAAGAAAUGCGAAUCACCCGUUUCAAAAGCAACACGCGCUCUUGUAUCUAAAUGGUAUAAAGCUUUUCAAUAAUUUUAAAACAAUUGUUCUUGAAUCGAUCAACCGUGAAUAUAUUCAGUUAUCCACGACUUUGAACUUUGUCUAUGACUGUAAUCCAAACGGCAGUCUUUACACAAACCGGUCACGAUAUAAACUCGUCUUCGGCGUGUGUGCAGACUUAAGAUAUAUCAAUAGACUAUUUAAAUUCAAAAAUAAACUAAACAUGUACUUCUGGGGCGAAAAAAAUGGCAGUAAAUUUAAAUAAACUCUGAAACGGUUUUGAUAAUUCGGUUAAUAUAGACCUUUUUGUAAGUAUAUAAAACACCGGUGCAAUUUGGCUUGUAUUUAGUAGGCUUUGUAUGGAUUAUCAAAUAAGUGACAAUUCUUUCAAUAAGUGACAAUUCAAUUCAAGAAGAAUUCAAUUCAGUGACAAUUCAAUAAGUGACAAUUUAUAUCAGCAUAUUGUUAUUUUGAAACUGUAAUAAUACUAAUCAUAAAAAUACUGUAUGAGCCUGUAAUAUAUUAUAUAUAUAUAAAUCAGUUGGAAAAAUAGUUUUAGUCAUGCGCAAUAUCUUUGUAAGUGCGUAAUACGUCACUUCCGUCACCAGUUGUUGCGGUGCACAUUGAACGAAAGAUUUUCGGCGUUUCAUCCCUUUCUUAUUUUAUGUACGGGUUACACCCUCGGCAUCCUUUCGUAAGAUGUUCGGAAAUUGUCGUUGCAAUGCAAUAUGUUUGGAUUACAUGAAGUAGAAGGCAUGAUAUUAUCGAAAAAAUAAAAAUCAGCUAAUUUUGACCUUUUAUGACUAUGUCUACGGAUUGUUGUGAUAUAAAUAUGGGAUAUUGGUUGAUGACAAGGUAUUUAUAAAACACAAUCGUACUUUUCUGCCCCCUGUCACAGAGUAAAGACGGAACAGAGAGGCCACUCAGGGGUACAACAUGUCCACAGUUGUAGCACCCCCCCUGACAAGGUCCGCCAUUUUGCUGGCGAGUCGAUGCGCUGGAGUUUUGUAGUAAACAAUAUGGAGAAUUUGGAGUUUUUGCCACUAAAAUCGCUAUAAUUUUUGAACGAACCGGCCGAUAUUCUCUCUACGGCUAAAGCUUAUAGAUAAAAGGUUAGUGGAAAUAUCUGUUUUGGUAAGAGUGCUUAAAUUAAUAUUGCUCGCUUGUAAAAGGCCGUUGAAGGAGCGAGGAGUGGAGCGGCCUGAGCCGGCUCUGAGGUUGUCAAACCUUCACAAGACUGUACAUGUUUUGUGUAUAAAUCGACUUUACGUCCAAAGAAUAGUACUUUUGCUUAUUGUUGAAUCCUUUCUUUAAGCAAUGUUCUCUCAUAAUAAAAACAAUAAGUCUUGAUAUGUAAUAUUAUCUGCACUAAUACAAGACACCCCUAUAUACAUACUGUGUGCCCUUACUAGCAUAAUAAUAAAUAACCGAUUAUGGAUUUAUUGUUUUAACUCAAAAUUUCAUUUGAAAUUCACAGGGUCAAGAUGUAUAGAACUUCUUUACUGUUCAUGAACGUAGAACUGGUGUGCACAUGUAAAUGGCAUGUAUUUGGUUCAGAUGUCAACAGAAAACUAAUCAGACUUGCAAAUAUGAAGAUAGAAGAUAUGCAGGCUAACAGCUGCAGCUACAAAUAUUUAAAAACUGUAAAAAAUGGAACAGAAAACUAUGUUACUCAACAAUGCGAGAUGACCUCUGGCGAGAUUUUAAUUAAAAUGUAAAGGGGCCCUACAGUCAUUUUUUAGUUGAAAAGCCACCUUAGGGGACUCCACAGAGAUUUGUUUUGCUGUAUCUUACAUGCAGUGUCCAUGAGUACGAGUACUUCUGCACAUGUCAAGUAGCGACAAUAACAAAAAAUGUAAACAGUUACUUCAGGUGGCUUUUCAACUAAAAAAUGACUGUAGGGCCCCUUUAAGAGGGUCUUGUAGCUGCCAAUAUCUCUUGUUAGGCUGUGGUCGUUAAAAACGGAAGGGGGUGGAUAGGAGGAAUUUGACUAUAGUUGUUUUUAUAUCCUCCUCAAAUUUGUGGAAAAAUAGGUAUCUCCUGCAAAUUGGCCUGGUUCGAAAAAAUCGGUAUCCCCCCCCCCCCUAUUGCCUUGCAUACAUAAACAUAUACAAAAUAUUAACCACAUCACCCUGCUGGCAGAGCCUAUUUUACUUCGCAAGUUCGUAUAAUAGGCUCUGCCAGCAGGGUGUAACCACAUGUAAUCCACCAUAUAAUGCUUUUAAUACAGACUUGCAUACAUGGCCAUUUGUUGCUCCAGAAUGCACAUGGUUGUUCAUAUCAACAGGGAUGCUGGAGGGGCCAUUGCAGGGGCAGAUACAGACAAUUUUCUGACUGAUGAAAUGAACAGGCCCUUGCAUGUCUAGGGGUUCUCCCCUAAGAAAUUCUGAAAUCUAGAACCUCGGAAAUGUGAUUUCCCCAUUGACACAAAAACAUGUUACCCAUACAUCGCAAUAGCCAAGGCAAAACCAAACAAAGUUAUGUAUAUAAUACAUCUAUGUAUUAAUAAGGAAAACCUUUGCCCCCCCCCCCCCGUUACAAAAGGGCAGGAGGGGGGGGCAAGGUCUGCAUAUCAAAAUUUUUGCCUGUUCAUCUCAAUAUUUUAUUAAUCCCCCAUUGUCUUCUCUCUAAUAGUUAGUAUCCCCACUUUUGAUGUUAUAAAAUGUUAUAUCCCCCCCCCCCCAAUUUUCCUUCUAGCCUUAACCCAUUGAGUGGUCAGAUUUUUAUCAUUUUACUCUGUCUAACACUAAUUGAUUUUACUCGUCAAAGGGAUUCUUGCAGCUUAAUGGGUUAAAUAAUUUUUGCAAUAAAUUUUAAGGAUUAUUAAUUAAACAAAACAUAUUAUUUUAGGUACUAUAUAUUAAACAUAUUCCACUUGUAGUUUGUUGAAUUGUAUAAUCAAGCAACAUGCAAACAGAAAUAUGGCUAAAAUAUUGGGAAGCUAGUUGAACUGUUAUUUAGGAGGCCUAGAAGGGGACAUAUUCAAUUAAUUGUAUUACAUUGAACAAGCAAUUGCCAAUUGGUUAAUAAAAUAAAUUCUGCACAAACCCCACCCAGUCCCAAUCUCUAACCACGUGCAAUAUUGUUUGUCAUACGGCUACUUUACAAAAAACACAGUUCUUUCUUUGCUACAAAAAUCAUUUAAAUGGCAAACGCUGUAAAAAAAUACAAAGGAAAAGGAGGAGGGCGUACGUUCUGUUCUGCUGUUAACUGUUCCAACAGCAAACAUUCGCAUCCAGAGCUUAGUUUCUUUCGCUUUCCGCGUGAUAGACAAAGGUAUGUUCUAUAAUUGUUCUCAAAAUACAACGUUGCAAUUAAACCUGUCUCCACAAGUUUGACAGAAAAAUUGUAUUUUGGCAUUUUCAGAUCAAAGGAAUGGGUAGUGCUUUGUAGACGCGAAGACUUUGCCAAAAAGGACGCGGAAUACUUGUACAAGAAUGUGAGAAUAUGUGCAGAGCAUUUCGAAGACAUCAUGUUUAGCAACGACCUAAAAAAUCGCCUUAACCCUGAAGCAAAACCAACCUUAUUUAACAUCCCGAAUCCACCACCCACAGUGGGCGUGAAAAGAAGAGCUAUUGAAAGGAAAACAGUAUCUCAUAGCCAAGGUAGUUUUAUUUAAGUUCAGUAGACGUAAGUUAUGAAAAAAAAUCUACAUUAAAAAGUCUCUAAUUACAUGAAAAUUAUGCUUUUUACAGCCAAGAAGGCUAGAAUGGAAAGGACUGAACAUGGUAUGUGCAUUGUCAUAAGAGGUGAUAUAAAUCGCACCUCCACCAUUUGGGAUGAAUUUUUUUUGUUUUAAGCUAACAUUAUUAUUGAAUAUUGUAGUAAUCGAUCUUGUAAUAUUGGCAUUUGUAUUCAUACCCAAUAAAUAAUUUAAAAAACCCAGUUAACUAAAACAUAACUCAUAAGCUAGUAUUGUCGCAUUGAUUUAAUUUUAUACUUUUACAUCGUAGUUAUAUACUAUAUAGUACAUUGCAAAUUCUCUAACAAAAGGGUUUUUUUAGCUGCCAACGCAAAUAAAACAGCAAGUAAAAACUCUGAAAGUGACAUUCCAGAAACCAGUACAUCAGGUAUGCAUUAAUAGUACUGCCCCUGUAAAAUGCUUUGUGAAACAAAAUGACAAAUGUGCUUGAUGCCAAGCAAUCUGUACCCAAUAUCUUUUAACUCGCUCCUAGUACAACAAAUAAUUUUGCCUUAGUUGAAAAUAAAUUGCUACUAAAAGUCCGUUUUGUAUGUUUGAGAUAAAUUUUUGGUUAGUUAUACCUUAAGCUAGACCCCCGAUCUUUUACAGUGUUUGAUUAAAGGAUUAUUUACAUGAGCCCCCGGUUGGCCCAGUUAAUAACUGAGGAUGCCUGGCUAACCGUGCUAAAAUGUUCCCAUGUAAAGUCACCAGCACGGGGUAAUCAGGCUAGCGAAAAACUUCUAUACAAGCUAAAAUAUUGAUUUGAAUUAGUAUUAUUUUUAUCAAAUAGUUCUUUUUUAAGUUGUUCAUGUUGAUUAGAUAGUUUUAAAUUAAAAAUUAGCUCCAUAAAACGAGCAUUUGACUUGCAUGACAAACCUUACAGUAUUAACAAGUAUGUAAACAACUUUUCCCCGCCAUAUUUGGCUUGUUAAAGUUUCAGCCCGGAUAACCAGGCUAGCCGGGCUCAUGUAAACAGCCCCUAAAUCUAAAAUUAUGCAUACAGACAGAGUUUUACACACUUUUCACAGUACACUUAUAACUACUGUAUCUGUAUAGUUUGUGUGUAUAAAUACAGUUUUUUAUUCAUUGUGUAGAGCCCCUGCAUCCAACUUCUCCAUUCCAAGGAGAGAACAGUGGACUAAGUGGUGAAAGUCAAAUGCAAGAUUCCAUUUGCCAAACAAGCAGUGACCUGUCAAAGAACACGCCUAGGAAAACCAAACAAAGGAAAGUUAUUGGUAGUCAAAGGAAGAAAAUCAAUCGUUUGGAAGAAGCCCUAAAAAAGAAAAAGCCUGCAAGACAAGGGAAGAAGGACAGAACGUUACAGGAAGCACUUGACAAACUGCCCAAAAAUUUGGCUCAUUUUGUCAGGAUGCAGUUGGAAUUGCAUAGCAAGAAAAAAAAGGGAAGAAGAUACUCACCUCAAAUGAAAUCAAUUGCUGUCUCUCUUUAUCAUGCAAGUGGCAAGGCCUACAGAGUUCUGUCGAAGUUAUUCAUACUGCCAACAAAGUCAUCACUCCGUCGCUACAUCUCCAGGAUGCCAGCAGCCACAGGAAUUUCCCAGGGUGCCCUAAAUAUAAUAAAGAAAAAGGUUGAUAGCAUGAAUGAGCAAGAGAAACUAUGUACCCUUUGCAUGGAUGAGGUGUCCCUUAAAACUAACCUGUACUAUGACAUAACCAAGGACAGGAUUAUCGGUCUUGAAGAUUUUGGAAAUGGAAUCCGUACCAACAAAGUGGCAAAUCAGGCAUUAACAAUUCUUCUAAGGAGCAUCUCUGGAAAGUGGAAACAGCCACUUGGCUAUGCCUUGGUGAAUGGAGGAUGUCCGAGGGAUGAAAUGGAGGAGUUAAUGAAAAGUGCCAUCGACAAAGUUGAACGGAUUGGACUUAAUGUUGUCGUUGUUAUGUCUGAUAUGGGAAGCAACUUCCAAAGCCUGGCUAACCACUUGGGAGUCACUCCAGAAAGGCCAUGGUUUAUCCACAACAACAAGAAGUACUUCCUGAUGUUCGACCCACCACACCUGAUCAAGUGUGUCCGGAACAACCUGAUGAAGUAUACAUUCAAGUUUGGCAACUACACCGCUCAAUGGAAAGAUAUAGCAGAUUUCUAUGAGAAAGAUAAGGAGCUACCUAUCAGAGCUGCCCCCAAACUAACUGAGAAACAUAUUCGACCAAACAACUUUUGCAAAAUGAAGGUGAAAUAUGCUACUCAAGUCUUGAGCCACACAGUAGCGGCAUCAUUGUGCACGUAUGUGAGCAUUGGGGGCCUUGCAUCAUCAGCUAUGGGAACUGCUGAACUUCUGUUCAAGUUUGAUUCUUUAUUUGAUUGUGUAAACGUGUCGACAAUCAACUCAUCAAAGGUAUUGAAACGUGCCAUGACCACAACCUCAUCUCACCAAAGAUACAUGGAGGAAGCAUUUACCUUUAUUAAGGAGUUGAAAGUGUUUCAAGGGAAUGAAGAAGUCACUGGUAGGAUCAAGUGUCUCAAAGGAUGGUUGGUUACCAUCAAAGCCAUUCUUUCGAUUUGGGAUCAGCUUCAUCAAAACCAUGCCUUCAAAUUUCUUCUCACCAGAAGGUUAAACACCGAUCCGAUAGAGAACUUUUUUGGUUCCAUUCGCCAGCAAGGUGGUAACAGUGAUAAUCCGACCCCUAUCCAGUUCACCCGUGCCUUCAGAAAGCUGUUCUUCAGCUCGUUCUUGAAUUCGUCAACAGGGAAUUGUGCUGAGGAUUUUGAUGACCUUCUUGCCCAGUUUGCUAAAGCUAAAUCCAAGAAGAGUAAUGUUCCUGCUAUGGCUGCCCCACCAAAAGUAUCACCAAACUUGGACAUUGGAACUGUGGAUUAUCGUGACAAUGAGGUUACUGAGAACCUACUGAAAGACAAUCCAAUUGCCUAUGUUGCUGGGUACUUACUCCAGAAAUGUUUUAAACAUCACGAGUGUUCAACAUGUAGAGAAGCUGUGGUCACAGAUGAAAUUGGUGACAACAGGAACUUGCUUUGUUUCUUCAAGGCGUACAAAUCAGAUAAAAGUUUUGGAGGACUUCUAGCACCUACAGCACCAUAUUUACAAUAUGUCAUACAACUAGAAGACCUGUUUGUGAAAGAUUUCUCCAUGUAUACCAAGAGUGAUGGGGUUGGGAAAAGCAUCUUAACGAAACUACAAUGUGUUCCAGUUUCAUUUCAGCAUUGUCCAGAAUUUCCUUUCGAGUAUCUGCUGAAGUUGUUCUUACGAAUGAGAAUUUACUACAGCAUUAAGUUUGCCAACCGAAAUUUAUCAUCCAAGAAGAAGAACAAGAAAAGCAAAAAGUACAUUAAAGUUACCCACUUGUAGAGUACUAAUAAAUUCAUACCACAGCGUUCACUAUUAAGACAGUCAAGAGACUAAAUGGUUAUAUAAUAUCAAGAAACUAUUGAGAUUGUCCAGAUUUUUUAAAGUCGAGAUCACAAGAUCACUGUUGGACUUUAACUGAAUGUGUCAGCACAAUACACUAUAAACACAAUACGCACAAAUAUACGGGUAUAAACUUGGUGCUUUAUUCGGUUGUAAACCUGUCAAGGAUAAUCUGGUAAGGACGCCAAUCCAAAGAAAUACAUUAUAUUAAAACCUCUUCAACAUUUUAUCUCAAACAGAAGAAAAUCACUGAACUUAUUUAGACAACAUCAGGCAUACGUCAGGACAGGCCUUUGGUGGCUCCAUAGUCGCACAAUAAAAUAUCAAAAUUUGGCUUUAAAAAAAGGUUAAAUAAUGCCAUAAGAAAGGUAAAAACAAUUACUUACCUCAUAUUUUCCGAUUUCAAGGAUAAUUUUUGAAUUUGAGGCCAUAACUGAGCCAUAUGGGCCUAUAUUCACUGUCACCCCUUAUCUACGCACUAUUGUUUGUGAGAAAUCGACUCGCCCCCAAAAUGGCGGCCAACAUGCGCGAGGCGACAUGCGCGAGGACAAAAACUUCAAAGGUUCCGACACGAGUGGCCCCUCUAUUCAAUCCUUACUCUAUGCCCCUGUGGUCAAUCCAUCAAUAUUUGACAAAUGAGAUAAACUAACCAUUUGCCUUGUGCAAUGACUUAUAGCUAUAAAUUGACUACACCACUUUUCUGACUUGUCAAAUAUAAUUAUGUUAAAUUAAGUUAAAUUUCAAUACAUUCAUAGGGAAUUGAAGCAGGCACUGCCUGGGGUAUACAAGAAAUAGAAAAUUCCAGAAAUUUGCUGUGUAAAGAAUAGGAUGCCAACCAGCAAUUGUGACACAUUCCUUCUAUCACUGACCUGGCUUCAGCAAAGUUCUUUUACUAUUUUCAGGUCAG
Messenger RNA from Paramuricea clavata, 14244 nucleotides. The record is from the annotation of a GenBank genome assembly. NCBI's taxonomy places the organism in Eukaryota, Metazoa, Cnidaria, Anthozoa, Malacalcyonacea, Plexauridae.